Molecule: messenger RNA, 602 nt
Organism: Aspergillus glaucus CBS 516.65
Lineage: Eukaryota; Fungi; Ascomycota; Eurotiomycetes; Eurotiales; Aspergillaceae
Exons: 2
Coding region: 1-330 (109 amino acids)
Source: RefSeq, a predicted model, not a curated record
AUGUUGGCCGAAAUCGACACCCUUGACAUCCAUGUCAUCGUCAAUGACGAACUCGACCCCAUCUCUCCAAGUCCUAAUCCUGCCGUGAAAGUUGCAAGUCGGUUCAUGGGUAUUCCUCUCUCGCCUUUGAGCUCGGAGCGCGGCGGAGCAACUAUGGAAAUGCGCAUGGAUAAUAUUUGCUGUGCGGCUCAUGGGAUUUCUUUGCUUCUUAUCGCGACCAAGGGCGAUAAGAAGCACUACUUCUUAUUCGACGCAGGACCCGAAGGCGAGGUCUGGGAGAGAAACACCCGCCGUCUCCGAACAGAGAUCGGCGAGAUCCCAAAUAGUUGAUUCCAGCAAAUGCUGCCAUUGCUUCCACCCAAAUUAUUACCUGACAUACCACAGAUCAGUCACAUGCUUGUGGAAACAUAGAACAUGUCCGAUUUUACUUACAGCGAUGUCCUCAUUGCGGAAUACUAACUAUGUGAUGGUCUCGAGCAAUUAUCUGACGAAAUUCUAACAUGAGGAGAGAAAGGAAAGGUGCAUGCCUGCCGGCAACGAGCUAUCUAGUGUGUGCGAGGGCUUUAAGCGAUGCUCAGUGAAUGUCCUACGCCAAAUAGGCC